AUGAAUGACAAUCUCUCUGCCGGUCUGUUCUCCGUCGCUCGCCUCUUUCAAGGGAAUUGUCUUAUCAUUGAGAAAGAUCAUCGUCAAUGGACAUGGGAAUCACCCAAUGGCGUGGCUCGUGCGGAGAUCGACCACAUACUCACCAACCGGAGGUGGUGCCUCUUCGACAUCGUGGUCAUAGAGGUUUGCCGGGAAUACCUCCUCCCCCUUGCUCUAACCUUCGUCGACUAUGAGAAAGCCUUCGACAGCGUAGAAACGAAAGCUAUACUGUCAGCGCUGGUCGAUCAGGCUGAGAGCUCUGCUGGAUAUGGGUCAAGAACUUCGUCAACGUCGCUCACAAAACUUGAGAACUUGGAUGACAAUGGGAAGGGAACGAUACGAGUGAAAGAAAUGUUGGGGCUCGUACGUCCAGUGAAGGCGGACUAUCUAAGUAUCUAA
This is a messenger RNA of Necator americanus (New World hookworm), 438 nucleotides long. RefSeq lists its product as uncharacterized. The transcript has 3 exons. The coding region runs from base 1 to 438 and encodes 145 amino acids. Lineage: Eukaryota; Metazoa; Nematoda; Chromadorea; Rhabditida; Ancylostomatidae. The record is from RefSeq and is a predicted model, not a curated record.